AUGGUGUGCUCCUGCUGCCAGUGGUCAGACAUUGCCCUGUAUUCCUUCUACUGCGUACAGUACUGGGGCUGGCUCCUGCUGCAGCUCUACGUUAUCCUGAUCCUUUUGAAGUUCUCUUUUGUUAAGGGCUCAGCAGAUUCGUACACAAGCAGACCCUCAGACUCUGAUGUCUCUUUGGAAGAAGACAGGGAAGCAAUCCGCCAAGAAAGAGAACAGCAAGCAGCUAUACAACUUGAAAGGGCGAAGUCCAAACCAGUAGCAUUUGCUGUUAAGACUAAUGUGAGUUACUGUGGAGCUCUGGAUGAAGAUGUUCCUGUCCCAAGCACUGCCAUCUCUUUUGAUGCCAAGGACUUCCUACACAUUAAAGAGAAAUACAAUAACGACUGGUGGAUAGGAAGGCUGGUUAAGGAGGGCUGCGAGAUUGGCUUUAUUCCAAGCCCGCUUAGACUGGAGAAUAUCCGCAUUCAACAGGAGCAGAAGAGAGGACGUUUCCAUGGAGGGAAAUCGAGUGGAAAUUCUUCUUCAAGUCUUGGAGAAAUGGUUUCUGGCACGUUUCGAGCCACGCCCACUUCCACGGCAAAACAGAAGCAGAAAGUGACAGAACAUGUGCCCCCCUAUGACGUGGUGCCGUCAAUGAGACCUGUUGUCUUGGUGGGUCCGUCACUGAAAGGCUAUGAGGUGACAGACAUGAUGCAGAAAGCUCUCUUUGACUUCCUGAAGCACAGGUUUGAUGGGAGGAUAUCAAUAACUAGAGUGACAGCUGACAUUUCUCUUGCUAAGAGGUCUGUUCUAAAUAAUCCAAGCAAGAGGGCAAUAAUUGAGCGGUCAAAUACAAGAUCCAGUUUAGCCGAGGUACAGAGCGAGAUUGAGAGAAUCUUUGAGCUGGCACGGUCCUUACAACUGGUUGUCCUAGAUGCAGACACUAUCAAUCACCCUGCACAACUUAUCAAGACGUCUUUAGCACCAAUUAUCGUCCACGUUAAAGUGUCUUCUCCAAAGGUUUUGCAGCGACUGAUUAAAUCUAGAGGAAAGUCGCAAAGUAAACACUUGAACGUUCAGUUGGUGGCAGCUGAUAAACUUGCACAAUGCCCACCAGAAAUGUUUGAUGUGAUUUUGGACGAGAACCAGCUUGAGGAUGCUUGCGAGCACUUGGCAGAGUAUCUUGAGGCGUACUGGCGUGCUACCCACACCACCAGUAGCACACCCAUGACUCCUCUCCUCGGGCGGAAUUUAGGAUCCACUGCACUUUCACCGUACCCUGCUGCAAUCUCUGGAUUACAGAGCCAGCGUAUGAGGCACAGCAGCCAUGCUACCGAGAACUCUCCCAUUGAGCGACGAAGUCUAAUGACCUCAGAUGAAAAUUAUCACAAUGAAAGGGCUCGGAAGAGCUUGUCUUCCAGUUCCCAACACAGCCGAGAUCACUAUCCUCUAGUGGAAGAAGAAUACUCUGACUCAUACCAGGACCCUUACAAACCCCCCAGGAACCGAGGAUCCCCCGGAGGAUACAGCCAGGAGUCGCGACACAGGCUUUGAGCCCAAGAACCUGGGGGAAAGUAGUAUUUAUUCAUCAGUUGAUACCUUGCCAUACUGUAGCUAGGAAAAAAGAAUCAUCUUAAUUUGGCAGAUGUAACGCGGUUAUACUGAAGUUGCACUCUGCUGUCAUUUGAUGUUAAGUAGGGGGCAAAAACAAGUUACCAUGCCCUUACGUUUAUGCCCGAUCAUAUAGGUUGGUUUAUUUGUUGGGUUUUUUUUUUUUAGUACAGCAUUUGCAUCUAUAGCCAUACUUUUUCUUGUCAUUAGAUACUAGACACAUUCGUUUGUCAUUUAGGGUACUUAUCAAGGCACUUAUAAAAUAAUUUCCUGUGCUGGAAAUUCCAAAUGACCAGUUCCAGUUGGAACCAAUUUAUAAACCAAUUCCUGUUGGAAUUUGGGUGAAUUGACUGGAAAGUCGACUUGAGCAUGUUGCAAUCAAUUGAAAAAAAAUACAAACGAAAAAUCUGAAAAUUACAAAUCACUGGAAGCCAGAAAGCCAGCUACAGUAUUUGUUUGCUGGAAGCUCAAUUUACGUUUAAAGUUAGAAUAAAAGAAUUUAUUCUAGCUACUUAUUUCCAGAAUGGCUUGUUCAGACAAACCAAAAGUAAACUAUUGAGAGUGCCAAAUAUCACAAAUUAUUGCAGCAGUUACAAAAUACUUUCCAGUUUGAAAUUAUUUUUAGACCUGGCAUGAAUGUUGCAGCAAAAUGAUUUCUUUCGUUUAGCCAGUACUGACAUUUUUGUUGCGGUCAGCAAUGAUGAACUCUGACAGGAUAAGGGGAA
Messenger RNA from Opisthocomus hoazin, 2315 nucleotides. The record is from RefSeq and is a predicted model, not a curated record. NCBI's taxonomy places the organism in Eukaryota, Metazoa, Chordata, Aves, Opisthocomiformes, Opisthocomidae.